Molecule: messenger RNA, 1404 nt
Organism: Hypomesus transpacificus
Lineage: Eukaryota; Metazoa; Chordata; Actinopteri; Osmeriformes; Osmeridae
Product: epoxide hydrolase 1-like
Exons: 9
Coding region: 1-1404 (467 amino acids)
Biological process (GO): arachidonate metabolic process; epoxide metabolic process
Molecular function (GO): epoxide hydrolase activity
Source: RefSeq, a predicted model, not a curated record
AUGCAUGCAGCCGUGUUUUCAAGACUCUACAACUGUAGACUCAACAUACCUCUAGCUGCUCUCAGGUCCAGGGGUCCUCUUUUGCCCCGGCUGGUUGGUGCCAGAACAGUCACCACCAUUCCAAUUGGGGAUGGCUGGUGGGGGUCAGAAAGACAACAGAGGUCUAAUGACACCAAAAUCUAUAAAUUUACGGUGGAAACCUCCGAUGAGGAAAUAAAGGAUCUUCACCAUCGUCUUGACAGAGCCAGAUACACCGAUGCUUUGGUGGAUUCCCAAUUCAACUACGGCUUCAACUCAGCAUACCUCCAACGAAUUGCCUCGUAUUGGCGCAAUCAGUUUGAUUGGAAUGGACAGGUCGACGUCCUCAACAAAUACCCACCUUUCAAAACCCGAAUUGAAGGUCUGAAUGUGCACUUCCUUCGCAUGAGUUCUCCUCAUGUGCCUGACAGACAGGCAGUUCAGCCUGUGAUGCUUGUCCAUGGUUGGCCCGGGUCCUUUUUUGAGUUCUACAAGAUGCUACCCUUCCUUCUUCAGCGUGAGGAUGGGCUGGCCUUUGAGGUAAUCUGCCCCUCUAUCCCAGGCUUUGGCUACUCAGACGCCCCACAACAGCAAGGGUCUGAUACUUCAGCAGCAGCUCGAGUGUUCUUUAAGUUGAUGGAACGUCUAGGUCACAACCAGUUCUACCUACAAGGAGGGGACUGGGGCUCCAUCAUCGCCAACAACAUGGCCCAGAUGAAACCAGAGUCUGUGAAAGGUCUUCACCUCAACAUGUUCAACGUGCCUUUCGGGGGACUGGCCAUGUUCCUGUCCUUGCUGCUGGGAUCUUACCUCCCCUCCCUCGUUGGAUUUUCAAAGGAAGAUGUCAAACGCCUCUACCCUGUGGAGAAGAAUUUACACGCUCUACUGAGGGAGACAGGCUACCUACACAUCCAGGCCACCAAGCCAGACACAGCAGGGUGUGGACUUAAUGACUCUCCUGUGGGUUUAGUGGCCUAUAUCUUAGAGAAGUUCUCUACCUGGACUGAUUCUGAAAAUAGCAAUCUUGAGGACGGAGGACUGGAGAGGAAGUACCAACUUGAUGAUCUCCUUACCAAUGUCAUGAUUUAUUGGACAACUGGCUCCAUAAUUCCUUCGAUGCGUUUCUAUCGUGAGAAUUUAAAGGAAAAUAUUCUAAAGAGAGUUGAUGCGAGGACAGGGGUGUAUGUGCCCACCGGACUAGCAUCCUUCCCUGGAGAGCUGUUCCACUGCCCCCCUCCUUGGGCUCGUCGCAAGUAUCAGAACAUUUUGUCCUACUCUUUCAUGCCCCGAGGGGGUCACUUUUCUGCCUUCGAGGAGCCUCAACUGCUUGCUGACGACUUUAGGAAGUUUGUGAUGGCAGUGGAGUCAAAGGCCAAGGUCACAUAA